Messenger RNA from Aricia agestis (brown argus), 6041 nucleotides. RefSeq lists its product as uncharacterized. Gene Ontology annotation, biological process: carbohydrate metabolic process. Bases 195 to 5813 code for a protein of 1872 amino acids. The transcript has 36 exons. Lineage: Eukaryota; Metazoa; Arthropoda; Insecta; Lepidoptera; Lycaenidae. The record is from RefSeq and is a predicted model, not a curated record. Gene Ontology annotation, molecular function: alpha-1,4-glucosidase activity; carbohydrate binding; phosphatidylinositol binding.
GCAUUGUUGAAUUUCUCGUUUGUUUGUUUAUUUAUUUAUUGCCAUUACUAAACACUUGAAAAGGAAAAAGAUUGCAUGUAAGCUAUAAAAGUGAUGGUUGCAGACAUUAUUUCUAAAGAUAAAUAAAAUCAUAUGAAAGGUAAUAAAAGUCUAUAAAAAGAUCUUGUUGGCGCAUUAGGUAAUUAGGCAAUAAAAUGCCUAAAGUACCGUAUAAAGCUGAACCGACCAAAGAAGAUGAUGACGAUUACGAAAUUGUAUCGUUUGAAGAUUUUUGUGACAAGUCGCCUAGUACAAAAACAGAUUUGCUCACAUUAAAUGAUAAUAUCAAUUAUCGUGUUCACUACGAGGGCGACAAGGAUUUUAAAUAUGCAGAGGAGGGAGAGCCCUCCAGUAAGAAUGUGGGAACUCAUACUGAGACUUCCUUGAAUGGACCCAAGAAUGCUACAUACAAAAGAAAAUUAUCUUUCGCUCCAUUUGGGCGGACAGAUAAAAUAUCUCAUGGCUCCUUGUUCAGUGGUGUGAUACCAAAGCCUAAUGGGGAAUCUUCAAGAGAACACAGGUACGAGCGUUUCUCCCCUCGCCGUGGCUGGUUUAGCGGUGUAUGGGAGAAAAUAGUGUAUACCUUUCCCGGUAUAUUGGCUAUAAUGCUACUGUGUGCGCUCUGCGUGGCCGCCUGGUGGGCGGCGGCCGGUGCGCUGGGUGGCGGGUGGGGUGAUGACCAUUAUAGAAAACUUUGGGAGCGCGUACAUCCGGAGGAGGUGAAGAAAUUGGAAGUUGUUGAUAAGACUCCACCAACUGAAUACCGCUAUCAUGACCACAACAACCUCUCCACUAAGAACAAGAGUAACGCUACUGACAUCACAAGGAAGAAGGAUACAAAGAAAAAUAUAUACACAGAGAGACCGGCAGAGAUUGUGAAGGAACUGUGUGCUCAUAUAACCAACGACAGCAUGCGUUUCGACUGUUACCCACAAAAUGGCGCUAAUGAAAAUGGAUGUAUUGAGCGAGGGUGUUGCUGGAACGCAUCCGCUACACCGGGCGCCCCCAUGUGCUUCUACCCGCCUCAGUAUGACUCGUACCGCUUUGACAACAGUACGGAGAACAAACACGGGUUGACUGUGUACUACGCCAGACUAAGGGAUACAAAGUACCCCGGACAGUUCAAUAGCGUCAGGGUUGAUUUCUACUAUCUGUCUGAGGAUAUGCUGCAGAUUAAGAUUUCAGACGCCGACAACCGCCGAUUCGAGCCCCCGUACCCCGAAAUACCGACAGUAGCGGGGCCACUAGUACACAUGCAGUACAGGGUUGUGGCGGACAGCGCGCGAGUAGGGUACAGGGUGGUGCGGACUGCCGACAACGUGACCAUUGUGGACACAACCGUCGGUGGAUGGAUACUAUCGGACAAGUUUCUGCAGCAUUCGUCACUACUGCCGACACCGCACGUGUACGGCCUCGGGGAAAAGCGGAGCAGAUUACACAACGACAUGAACUGGAAUACCUUCACGCUGUUCAACAGUGACCAGCCGCCGGAAAAUAAUCGGCCGCUAUACGGCUCCCAUCCAUUCUACUUGGCGCUAGAGAAGAACGGCAACAGUCACGGGAUGCUACUACUCAACUCCAAUGCCAUGGACAUAGUCCUCCAGCCAACCCCGGCUAUCACGUACCGAACGCUCGGCGGAGUUCUAGACUACUACAUAUUCCUCGGGCCUUCACCCCAGGCCGUGGUCUCCCAAUACACCAGCCUCAUCGGCCGACCCGUCAUGCCGCCGUAUUGGUCGCUCGGAUUCCAUUUGUGCAAAUACAAUUAUGGCAGCCUCAAUGCAACAAAAGAAGUGUGGCAGAGGAACAGAGAUGCUGGCAUACCUUUUGACGUGCAAUGGAACGACCUGGAUUAUAUGAGUACGGCCAACGAUUUUACAUACGAUAAAGAGAAAUUUGCUGGACUACCGCAAUUCGUCGAUCAGCUACACAAGUAUGGGAUGAAGUAUGUUAUAUUGUUUGACCCUGGUGUUAGUGCUGCAGAGAAACCCGGGACUUAUCCACCCUACGACCGCGGUUUGGAAUUGAAUGUGUUUAUCAAGAACUCUACAGAUCAACCGUUUAUUGGCAAGGUAUGGAACCCAGUGUCGACAGUAUACCCGGACUUUACUCAUCCCAACGCAAGCGUCUACUGGAGAGAGAUGUUUGCAGACUUCCAUCAGAAACUAAAGUUCGAUGGCGCUUGGAUUGAUAUGAACGAGCCAUCCAACUUCCUCUCCGGGCCGAUUAACGGGUCGUGUGCCCCACUCAACCUACCCUACACCCCCAAGAAUCUGUACCCGGAGAGCCUAAACCACAAAACGGUCUGUGCGGACGCCUCGCACGCGGCCGGCGCUCAUUAUGACGUGCACAACCUGUAUGGGUUGACUGAGGCUGUGCAUACGCAUAACGCCCUGUCGGAAAUCCGCGGUAAGCGUCCAUUCGUGAUAUCCCGCGCGUCGUUCCCCGGGCUGGGGCGGUACGCGGGACACUGGAGCGGCGACAUCGACUCCUCCUGGGACGAUAUGAGGAUGUCCAUACCGGACAUACUGACGUUCAGUUUAUUCGGCGUGUCUAUGAUGGGUGCGGACAUCUGCGGGUUCCGUAACGAUGCGACCCCUGAGCUGUGCCGUCGGUGGAUGCAGUUGGGGGCUUUCUACCCCUUCUCGAGGAACCAUAAUUCGGAUUCGUCCAAGCCGCAAGAUCCGGCGUACUUCGGCGGCGCAGUGGCCGCGGCGUCGGCGCGCGCGCUCCGCCUGCGCUACAAGCUGCUGCCCUACUACUACACGCUGUUCUGGCGGGCUCACCUCUUCGGCGAGACCGUGGCCCGACCUCUGUUCCUGGAGUUCCCGCACUGCGACAAAGUCCACGAGAUCGACACUCAAUUCCUCAUAGGUCCUUACAUUAUGAUAUCCCCCAUAUUGGAGCAGGGGAAGAAUACUACCAAGUCUUUCUACCCGUGUGGUAGACCAUGGUACAACGUGAAUACUGGUCAGCAAAUCAGUAGCGGGGGAACGUGGCUGGAGAUAAGUGAUAAGGAUAUGGUCGCUGUGCGGGAGGGUGCAAUACUCCCCCUGCAAACGGCGCGCGGGCCCGCACCGGUCAACACGGAGCGCGUUCGCAGCGGCCCGCUGCAGCUGCUAGCGGCCGCCGGGGUGACGGUCGCCGGGGACACCGCCGCUACAGGCGAACUGUACUGGGACGAUGGGGAUAGCAUCAAUAGCUACGAGGAGAAGAAGUACAGUCACAUCGAGUUUGAGGUUGUGGACAACGAGCUCCGGAGUACGGUGAAAUGGUGGGGGUACGGAGUACCAUCGAUUGAUACCAUCACAGUGCUCGGACUACCCAAGGUCAAAUCCGUUACCGUUAAUGGUGAAGCAGCCAACUUCACAUAUGGCGCCAAGACGCAAAUACUUUGUAAUGCAUGUGGGGCGAAGGGCUGUGAUCGCCAUGACCCAGACAUGGCAGCAGAGCCCUGGAAUGGGCUACAGAUACACAAACAGUUGGAUCAAGCAAUAGAAGAUUUUUAUAAUACAAUUUUGGAACAAUUUAUAAACACAUGGUAUAGUAAAAUUACGCUGCAGCCAUUUUUUGUGGAUGAGUUAAGACAUCAGCUCCGAUAUGCUUCUGCAUCUCUUGUGAGAAGAGCAUUGAAGAUAAACUACGCGCGUUUGAUUAUCGAUAGACUGGUGCCGUGUGCGUUGCGGCACGUCACACUUAGUGCGGAGUGCGUGCGACCGGUGCACGUCGCAGCGAGCAAUAGAGACGCGGAACUCCGGUAUUUGCGGUGUCUGACGGAAACUGUGUUGCCGUAUCUGUUGAGGAACAGUGAAGUUCAUAAUCCGAUAUUCAAAGUGUUAGUACGCGAGAUAUUCUCUGGCUGGGUGCUGCUACCGCUGACAGACAUUUUGGCAGACCCGUACAUACUCAACACCCUCACUAUACUCGCUACUAGCGAUGAGAAAAUGGCGCCUCUGCCUGCCACACCUAACUACGAGGUGGAGUUUUUAGAGAACUUUAUCCGUCAGACCGACUCGGUAUACAGUCAGAGGCCCAGGCUGCUCCGGAUUGACCUGGAACUGCUCAUCUCCAGCCAAGACUACUUCUACACUUUCAUGCAGCAUCUCAAGACAACAAAUAAUAUAUAUUUGCUGCAAUUCUAUAAAGAUAUCAAAUCAUUCCAAAGCCAAAUCCUUAACCCAGAUCUCAGUGAGUCGGAGCAAAAGAGUUUGCAUGCCGAAGCAAAGCGUUUGUACAAACAUUACUUAUCCACUGAUGUGCCCCGAGUCAACCUACCACCGAGUUUGCUGCAGGAACUACAGGAGUUGUUGGAUGGAGGUCCCGAGUGUGUUAAGAGAUUGCAGACCAGUAGAGCAUUGUAUCAGGCCGCUAGGCAGUCACAUUCCGCGUUAGAAAAGUUUAUGCUGCCUAAAUUUUUGCAUAGUGAGGAGUUCUAUAAACUUUUUAUUGGACCAAGGAUUCCUACAGGAUAUCAAAAACAAAUGACAAAGAGACCACACGACAAAAACAUAUCCAAAGUGUCAAGCCGUGUUCGAAGCACACGGAAAGACCUGGACGGCCAAGUUUUGGAGACGGACGAGCCAGAUAUAGAUGUGGAUAUACUGAAGUAUCUAGACUCGUUGGCUUCCGAUGAUGUGGGGGGACAGGAUCUGAGUUCCUUCAAGGUCGUGCUGACCAAUGUGGAGUGUAGGAUGCAAGCGCCUCCCCGCCGCGGCACCGUCCGAGUGUUCACUCUGGGCGUCCACCGCGUCUGCCCCCACCCCCAGCUGUGGGCGUGUGAGCGCUCCGAGCAUGACUUCCACCUGCUGCGGAGCAAGCUGCUGGAGUUCCACGGAGAUGGGCUGAUGGCCGACCUGCCGCUGCCGUCCAGGAGAGACAACAGUCCACUAGAAACGCUGAGAUACAAAUACGAAGACUUCAUACAGCGGCUACUCAAGAUAAGUCUACUUCAAACUAGCGAGCUGGUCUACUCAUUUCUGACGGUGGACGGGGAUUUUUCGCUGGCUGUCCAGGCGACCACUCUAGCUACGGGGCCGGAUCUAGGCAAUAUUUACCAGUCAGUAGCCCACAAAUUGAGGAAGGAAAAGGGUCAACAUUUGGAGAGUUUCCUAAGGAAUUUACUAGUAUCAUCCGAUAAGGAGAGAUAUCAAGCAUUAAAGCAGGGCACCGUGCGUGAUGUAGAAGAAGCGCAAGAGGUGAACGAAGAUGAGUUCAUACACCAGAGCAAAAGAGAGAAACACGCGAGAAAUAUACAUAAUACAAUAUAUCAGAACAAUUUCGAUAUCGACCCAGUGGUUAUGGACAUAGACAGGGAUUAUCAAACCACUGUGGUUGGGUUUACACAGUGUGUUAUGUUUAUGUUGGUUAAAUUAGCGAAAGCGCCCGCUUUUAUAACGGGAGUCAUUGGAACGUUGCUGAGUAUAACAAGACUUCUAGUGGACGAGGUUUUCAACAUGUUACUUAACAAUACACUACGAGACUUACUUAACGAGAGGCGGCUAGCACACCUCAUACGUCUAGGGCAUAGCCUACUAUUCGGCAAGAAGUCCACACCACGUUCAGACGCGGAGUCACAGCGGCAACGCGCAUUACAGCACCUGACCGCGCUACCGGCCGCUACGCGCGUGUUCGGCCUGCAAGCUGCUGUUGUCACCACACACGAACAUCUACAGAACCCGACGCUUAAUAAACAGUUGGUGUACAAUUUGCUGGACCUUUGCGUUUUGGAGUUAUUCCCCGAACUAGCGAACAAUGCGAGUAGAGGCCGAAGAUGAUUUCCUCUGAAGAGAUUAACUUAGUUAUAACAUAGGUGUUAUUUAUUUAGCAACUAUUUUUGUAAAUCACGAGUGAUAUCAGGUAUUAGCAUUCUUAUUUAUUUUACACAUUUCAAAAGAUUCAUUUGUAAUAAAAUGUAAAUAAUAUUAAUUAAAAUAUUUUUAUAUUAGUUUAACUGAGAAUAGCAACUUUAUUAUCUCGAAAUAAGACAUCAAAAUAAAUUAUUU